Camarhynchus parvulus is the source of this 2056-nucleotide messenger RNA. RefSeq names its product MARVEL domain containing 3 (gene MARVELD3). NCBI's taxonomy places the organism in Eukaryota, Metazoa, Chordata, Aves, Passeriformes, Thraupidae. The record is from RefSeq and is a predicted model, not a curated record. Gene Ontology annotation, cellular component: membrane.
AUGUUCUGCGGCAGAGAAGCGCCGCCAGGGCGGAGGCGAGCGGACGAGACGGAGCUCACCGCGCCGGCGGUACCCCGGGGCGGCCCGGCCCGGCCCCCCGGCCCCAGCGCUGGCCGAGCGGGGCCGCGCCGGGCCAUGGCGGAGAGGGGCUGCCCCCGUGCCGCGCGGGGAGAACGUGCCGGGGCGGGCAGGCGCGCCGUACCCGCACCAGAGGCAGAGGGGCCGCGGGGAAGCCGCACCGUGCCGGGGUCGCUGGAGCGCCGCCGCUGCCUGUACCUGCACACAGGCCGGGGUGAGCGCGGCCGGCGGGAGCCGCUCCCUCUGUCCUGCGGAGCGCCGGCUGGCCCGGCUCCCUCCCGGGCGCUCCUCUGCGGCCGCAGACUCAUCUCGGCCUCCCCUCCAGCCUUCUGCCAGAUGGUGGAGGUCCUGCUCGCCGUCCUGAUCCUGGUCUGCAGCUCCGUGUCCUGUGGCUCGGCGGGAGGAUACACCGGCCUCCCCGCCCUGGGGGGCAUCUACUACUACCAGUACGGCGGGGCCUACAGCGGCUUCGGCGGAGCGGAGGGGGAGCGAGCCCAGCAGCUUGACCAACAUUUCUACCUACUGAAGCUGCCCAUUGCAAGGGCAGCGAUGGGCGUGGCAGGGUGUCUCCUGGUCUUCCCUUGUGUUCUAAUUUUGGUUGGUGUUCUGCAGGUCCCGUGGCACUUCCCAGCAUGGCUGCUAAUUGAAUGCACCUUGUACAUUGUGAUUGCAGUUAGCACAGUGCCUGCUCUGUACUAUUUCCUCCAGUCUCUGCUGAGCGUUUAUCAUUCAUCAGUGUGCAAAGAGAGAGAGCAGCUUUAUCAGAGCAAAGGCUAUCAGGGCUUCUGGUGCAGCCUGCAUGGGGCAGAGAUUGCUGCUGGCCUAUUGGGCUGCAUGACUGCCAUGGCAUACCUGCUCAGUGCAGGCCUAGCUGUCAGAGAUUAUAGGACAGUUCAUGAACAGAAACAGAAGCCACUGCAAUUAUAAGAACUUUCAAAUGAUUCUUCCACUCCAGUAGUAGUCUUGAUUUUUGCCAGUCUUACUGAGAUGAGGCAGUAUGCUUUCCUUUCUUCUGGACAGUACAGCCUUAAUGCUACAGAGCACUCACCAAGGUAGCAUAGCUCUAAAUAUGGUAGAGUCAGGUUACCCCAGCUUGAAUUUGCAUUAUUGAGUUAUUAGUGGCUCAAAGCUGAUGCAAUGGAUUGUCUCUGCUUCACAGGCAGCCCUUCCAUCCCACUCUCAGGUGCCCUCUUCUCCAGUGAGGCCUUGCUACAAGUACUGCCACUACAUGCUUUUGUCAAGCUGAAACAGCUUUUUGUAGCUGAAACUGUCUUUACAAAAGGCAUGUGACUCCGCUGAGAAAAGAGCUCUUAAAAACAAGUGACUGAGGCCCAUGGUUGUGACAAUUAAAUACUGCUUCCUUGUAGGUUUCUUGGAAUUAACAGACCACUGUGAACAUGACAUUUACAAAGCCAUGAAAACAUCCUGAAAAAACCUCUCAAACUCAGUCAAACUUGUGAUAAAAUGCCUUUUCAAACUCCUGGAGAGGGUGCAUUUAUGUAUGAAAUGGUCUUUUCUAUAUGACUUCUAUACAAGAGUUUUGCUUAAAAAGAUGUCCUGGAUUGGGAUAAUCAGGCAAAAGCUUUAUGAGAUCAAACGGGUGAUUGAAUAGAGAAGUAUAUUAUUUUCAAAAUACAUUAUCAGUGUACAAGUUGGAGAAAUUAGAUGCUGCUCUUAAUUUUUUUUUUAGAAAAACUUAUAGGAAAUUUAACUGGGAAAAGUAGCACUAGAAACACCAACUCAUGUCUUAAAAUAAAAUGCCACUUCAGAGCAGUGUCCGCUGUGUGCAUUGUUCAUAUGAGGAUGGAACCACUGUAGUUUCACAGAUGAGUUCUACCCAUGUUAAAAAAAACCUAAACAUACUAGAAACAUGCUUUGCCUUGGACAUAGCUCUUCUUUCACUGGCACCAGUGACCAAAUCCUCACAAUUACCAAAACCAUGGAACACUAUGAGAACUAGAGACACUAAAGUAAAACA